Brenthis ino (lesser marbled fritillary) is the source of this 240-nucleotide messenger RNA. The record is from the annotation of a GenBank genome assembly. NCBI's taxonomy places the organism in Eukaryota, Metazoa, Arthropoda, Insecta, Lepidoptera, Nymphalidae.
AUGUCAAAUGUUCCGUUAGUUCGUCGUGCUAUCGCGGGGGCUGCGUUGGCCCACAGUUCCGCGACCAUUGAAGUCGAACCCUUAACCCUAACUCCUGUAGAAAGUGAAGGAAGCCAAUGGACCCCCGCAGCUUUAGAAAGGGCUGGCUCUACUCUAAAAGCACUUAAUCGCAUGGCAAAACGGCCUCCUGUUCAUAUUUUAUUUGAAGAUGUCGGAUACACUAUCGGCUCGGGGAAAGUG